This is a messenger RNA of Colossoma macropomum (tambaqui), 1484 nucleotides long. It is a transcript of the gene ywhah, whose product is annotated as tyrosine 3-monooxygenase/tryptophan 5-monooxygenase activation protein, eta polypeptide. The record is from RefSeq and is a predicted model, not a curated record. The transcript is spliced from 2 exons. Lineage: Eukaryota; Metazoa; Chordata; Actinopteri; Characiformes; Serrasalmidae. Gene Ontology annotation, biological process: signal transduction. Gene Ontology annotation, cellular component: cytoplasm. Bases 465 to 1205 code for a protein of 246 amino acids.
CACCUCGUUUCAGCCUCCCAUCCUCCUUUCUUCCACCCUGUUCGCAGCAGCGGAGGGACAGAAUAAACGACUUUUAUUCUAUCUGCCUCAUUUUUUGGGGGUUUUUCUGCCCCGCAUCGGGGUUGACCCCCGCCAUCGCCCCUCUUCAAAUACACACACACCCUCUCACGUGCGCGACUGCUCCACAUUCCGCUCGCGCUUGCGUGCUCUGGUCGCGAGCGCCACCCAUCUUCCUCACCACCGCCUCCCCCCAUCAUCACCACCACCAUCAGCAUCUCCUCCAUCAGUGCACUCCACCAGCGCUCCAUCGAGAAGAAGCCCAAGACUGCGUGAAAAGGGAAAGAAAGGAGGGGGAACGACAGAAGAAAAUCGCCGGAGCGCCGGUGCACGAGAGAGGAGCGAAAGAGGAGAGAGCGAGGAGAAAGACAGAGAGAGCGAAGGAAGGAAGGAGAGAGAGAGAGAGGAUGGCAGACAGGGAGCAGCUCAUCCAGAGAGCCAGACUGGCCGAGCAGGCGGAGCGCUACGAUGACAUGGCCUCAGCCAUGAAGCUGGUGACAGAACUGAACGAGCCACUGUCCAACGAGGACCGCAACCUGCUCUCUGUGGCCUACAAGAACGUAGUGGGAGCCCGGCGCUCGUCCUGGCGAGUGACCUCCAGCAUCGAGCAGAAGACGGCGGCGGACGGCAGCGAGAAGAAGCUGGAGCUGGUGCGGGCCUACCGCGAGACCAUUGAGAAGGAGCUGGAGUCCGUGUGCCAGGACGUGCUGACCCUGCUGGACCAGUAUUUGAUCAAGAACUGCGACGAAAGCCAGCUGGAGAGCAAGGUCUUCUACCUGAAGAUGAAGGGAGACUACUACCGCUACCUGGCCGAAGUGGCGACCGGGGAAAAGCGAGCGUCCGCCGUGGAGGCUUCAGAAGCUGCCUACAAGGAAGCCUUCGACAUCAGCAAGAGCAUGGCGGCCACGCACCCCAUCCGCCUCGGCCUGGCCCUCAACUUCUCUGUCUUCUACUACGAGAUCCAGAACGCACCCGAGCAGGCCUGCCAGCUGGCCAAGGAGGCAUUCGACGAGGCCAUUGGUCACCUGGACAAUCUGAACGAGGAUUCCUACAAGGACUCGACGCUCAUCAUGCAGCUGCUGAGGGACAACCUGACCCUCUGGACCAGCGACCAGCAGGACAGUGAAGGAGGAGACCCCAAUAACUGAACCAGAAUUCACUCUGUUGUCCUGCGAUCUUAGCUAGCUGUAGUAGCCCCCCAUGCCCCCCCCCCCUUAUAAGUCUCUCUGCCUUUUUCUGCUCUCUUCCUGUAUCUUCUCUUCUCUUCUCUCCCCUGUCUUCUUUUCUGUUUCUGUGAUGUUCCCCUGAUUGAUAUUCACUCUUUUCAUCAGGGUUCUUCUUUUCUUUUUUUUCUCUCUUCCUUUUCUUCUUUUCUCUUAUUUCCUUUUCUCUUUUCUCUUUUUUGUUCUCUUCUCUUUUCUUUUUCG